CCGGGAGGGGGGCUGCUGGGCACUGCUUCCCUUCCCUGGGCGUUAUCCUUGGCUUUGGUUUGUCCAAACUCAGGGCUUUUCUCUAAGGCUGUAUCAUCUGCUUCCGUGCCCCCGCGGGCGGGCAGCGCUGCAGGCAGCUGCCUGCCCCGGCGGGGCUGGCGCUGGGGAUGGGGUUUGGGCAGGUGCUGGCAGAGCCGGGUGGCUCGAGUGGCAGUGGAGAAGUGGCGGUGGAAAGCAACCUGUUCUCGGGGGACGUUUGUCGGAUGAGGGCCUGCCCAGCACCAGGGGGUUCGGAUCGAAACGCCAGAGGCACCAUCCCACAGAGCUUGUGGAGCCCACUAGCUGGCUACAGGAGCUGAACAUAUCCCAAGGGACCUUCAAGCAGAGGGAGCAGCACAGGCAGCCUGCUAAGGAGCCAACAUGGAGCAGAAGAUCAGCUCUUUCUUUAAUUCCAUCUUGGAGCUCAUCCGUACCAAGCAUGAGGAAGGGAUCUUCAACACUGUCUGCCUGGCUGUGCUGUUGGGUCUACCAUUUGUUGUCCUCAUUGCAUUCAUUUUCAUCUGCUGCCACUACUGCUUCUGUAGCCGGAGGAGAGAAAGCAGGAAGAAAGGUGGCCCCAGCAGCAAUGGGCAGCUGAAUGCUGAGAGGAACAAGAAGAAAAAGAAAAAGAAGAGGGAUGAAGAGGACCUGUGGAUCUCUGCUCAGCCCAAGCUGCUCUUGCUGGACAAGAGACCUUCCUUGCCCAUCUAGUGGACAGGAGGGCAUAGAGGCCCUCUCCUCUGAGAUGCCACCAGUCCUUUCAGCUCUGCACUGCAAGGGGCAAGGAGACGCCAAAGCUGCUGCCACUUUACGUUGACUUUCAAAAGAGGCUGAGCUCAGCAGCCAGCCAGCAUGUUGAAGAGCCAGCAGAGAGCAAGGCAGUCAGGCACAGGUAUAUGCAAGCCCUUCUCCCCCACCAUGACAGUGUGCCUGAGAGCAGAACCCCCUGCAAACAACAGGCAUGCAUAUAAACACGUGCUCUGCUGAGCACCCAAGGGUGACCUGCCACCAGACUGUAUGUACCUCCCACCAUAAACACAGCACACAUGCACUGGGCUGGCACGCAGUGAGCUGGGUGUGAGGCUCUCUCUCUGCACUUGUAUGCAAGCACAUGCACUGUGGCACUGACAAGGGUGCAUAGGACCACAUGCACAAAAAGACCAAGCUGCCUGCAUGCCCCCCCUGCACAAAUACAGACAGCCACAUGGGAAGCAAGCACGGGCAUGGUGCAUUUGCUUGCCCUGCCACAGAGAUAGCACAACUUGACUGUCUAGCCUUCAUCCAAACCCAGCUUACAAUGGAGACGCAAAGAAAGCCAAGUGCAGAGUUACCCAACAGCUCAACAAUGUGCCAUCUCCCUGGCCACCAAAACAAAGGCAGCUGCGAGCAUCUGAAGCCAGAUGCCUUCAGCCCAGCCUUAGAGACCUCAAGGCACCAUCUAACGCAGCAAAGCAGAAGGAUGCAUUGCCACCUAAGCUAGAGGCAGGAAGGAGAGAGAAGGCUUCAAGACUGACCUUUUUGCACCAGCACUUAAAAACAAAACUAAAAAAAUCUUCCUUGAAAAACUGUUUUAUACAGACUUGCCUUUAAAGAGCCCACCAUGCUACUGCAAGAGUGGAAACACCAGCUGAGGCUGUGUAAAGACUUAGCUAUGGGCAUUAGAGUUAUUUAUUGAAUGACUACUAAAGAGCAGGACCAAAGGCCCCUGUGUUAUUGGGCUAGGCACACCAAAGUGGUAUUGAAGCAGCAGACACGCUUUCCCAGCACACUUGGCUGUCCCCUCUCUCUGCAGCCUUUGUGCCACACAUUAGAUGCGGAGAGGGCUUCGGUACAGCUGUCAAGCCAGCCAGCUCUGGGAUUUGCUGUAGAAGUAAAGUUCAUGCCCACGGUCAUUCCUUAUCCAGAGAUGCAUUGUACAGCUGGACCCUACACCCCUCUCCACCUUUAUCUCCCUUGGACACACAGUGGCUUAGCCAGGUACAGCAGCUAAUGACCACACGCAGCUCUCACCCCUACUCUGGUUUUCAUCUUCUGCUCCCCCUAAGCCUGAGUGCCCAGCCUACUGCUGAGGAGUUGAGGGUCUCCUCUGCUCCCUGCUCUCUGAUCCACCAGGCUUUGUCUCCCUGAACUUGCUUUACCACCAAGAGACUUGUGCAU
Messenger RNA from Neopsephotus bourkii (Bourke's parrot), 2196 nucleotides. Its product is annotated as KIAA0040 ortholog. The record is from RefSeq and is a predicted model, not a curated record. The transcript has 2 exons. Lineage: Eukaryota; Metazoa; Chordata; Aves; Psittaciformes; Psittacidae. The coding region runs from base 421 to 750 and encodes 109 amino acids.